GAAUCGAUUACUUAUUGUGUCAAACUUUGCCAGCAGGUUCCUAUACGUCUUCAAAUUAAAUGACCCCCACCCCAAGCUAAACUCCUUUGAUCUCCACAGCAAAAUCAGCCAGUUCUUUACAUCACCUGCUCCAUCAAUGGCUCAACGUCACCAUGUCCCCAAGUUUGGUGGCUGGGAUAAUGAUAAUGUUCCUUACACUGCCUACUUCGACACUGCACGCAAGGAAAAAUCCGGCAUGAGGAUGAACCCAAAUGAUCCGGAGGAGAAUCCAGAGGCCUUCAUGCAGGCUAGAGGGGGCAUGGAAGAUGAUGUUGAUUUCUCUUCUGGCGCCUAUCAGGGAAUUACUGCAGAACAUCACAACAUUGAUCAGAGACUCAAAGGGCACAAUGCACACGGGACAAGAUCUGCUAAUGAUCAUCAGAAGAGUGCAAGCCACAAUAGCAUCACAUCAGAAUCAGGAAGUGAGAAGAGUAGUUCCGAGGGAAAUAAAGCCUUGUCUUCAUCAAGACAUUCUAGACAGAGAAGUAGAAGCACUCAUUCAACUAAUCAUGAUGGUCAUCAGAGGGGAGCAUCAAUUCCCAAAUUUGGAGCAUGGGAUGAAACAGAUCCAAACUCAGGUGAAGGUUUUACUGUGGUUUUCAACAGAGUGAAAGAGGAGAAACAAAUUGCAUCAACGACAUUUCCUUCUGUGCCAACCCAACCAGUAAAUCGUCAAACUAGUCAAAGAAACCAAGGAAGUUCUUCCUCUCUAUCAAAGUUCUGUUGCUGUUUCUUUCCGCGAGGGAAAUGAGUGACUAGAUGGCUACUUCAGCUUCUUACAACCUUUGCUUAAGAUCUGGAGAUACUAGAUGUCUUGCCAU
This is a messenger RNA of Populus trichocarpa (black cottonwood), 860 nucleotides long. RefSeq names its product RPM1-interacting protein 4. The transcript is spliced from 4 exons. Lineage: Eukaryota; Viridiplantae; Streptophyta; Magnoliopsida; Malpighiales; Salicaceae. The coding region runs from base 137 to 790 and encodes 217 amino acids. The record is from RefSeq and is a predicted model, not a curated record.